CCGACGUCAACUCGCCACUCAACCUACAUCAUCCCAUCUCACAUAGAAGAUAAGUUAAAAACACCGCCCUUCAAUAUAUCACCUACGAACUGCAAUAUUAUCCCACAAAACUACACUACAAGUUACACUACAAACUACCCUACAAACUACCCUACAAACCACAGACAUCAUGAGUGAUCUCCCCUCCAGACUCAAGACCCAGACCGAGACCGACCCGGUACAUCCACCCUCUACCCAGCCACCGUCAGUGUGGAAACCCGCGUUAGACCGUCGACAGAGCUGGAAUACACAGGAUUUGAAGCAUGAGAUGCAGGAGAGGUUGUUGGGGGGAAGUCGUGAUAGUGGGAGUGAUAGUGGGGGUGGUAGUGGGAGUGGUAGUCAGGGGUUUACGGAGAAGAGGGGAUAGAUGUUCUGAAUUAGGAUGGAUAGAUGUUCUGAAUGAGGAUGAUGGUAUCAAAUUGUAUGAA
Molecule: messenger RNA, 467 nt
Organism: Penicilliopsis zonata CBS 506.65
Lineage: Eukaryota; Fungi; Ascomycota; Eurotiomycetes; Eurotiales; Aspergillaceae
Exons: 1
Coding region: 170-406 (78 amino acids)
Source: RefSeq, a predicted model, not a curated record